CAAAUCUUUUUUUUACAACGAACGACUAUUUUAUUAUUCAUAUUUGAGGUAGUCUAGGUAAACAAACCGGAAUAGAAUAAUUAAUAAAAUAAAAUCCACUUUAACUUAGAGGAUAAUUCUACUAAAAUUUACAAUCGGGUUACAAAAAAAUAAAAAUAAGAGAUAUUCACAGGACAAUAUUUUUUGGAGAAAACCAAAUUACAAAAACUUUAUUCAGAAAAUAACAAGAAAUGAGUGGCAGAAAAGUCAGGAAAAUCUUGUAUAAAGUCCCGCGAGUGCUGUUCACUUUAAUGCAUAGAGAAAAAAUAAACACAAAAUAAGUGUGAGAAAGAAAGAAAGAGUCUCUCUUGAGUCUUUAAGUCAUGCAGCUCAAAUCAUCAUCAUGUUCAUCAUCUUCUACUUCUACUUCAACACCGUCCAUGAAACUCAAAACCCUAAUCCAAAAUCUCCUCGCACACCCUCUCUACCGUUUCCUUAGAGCUGUCUCUAGAGCUAAAUCAAUCUUUCUAGAGAUCUCUAAACACAACAACAAGAAACGAAAGCUUACGAUGUUUUAUCCAAGAAAGGCUUCAAAGAAUCAACGAAAGAUCUUUUUCGGAUCGUUCAGGUUGCAUUACAACUGGUGUUCCUCUGAUGUUGUUCCUGUCCCUCAGCCUCUCCCUUUUUCUGUCUCUGACUUCAAUGGUGUAGAAGAUGAUGAAUCUCAGCUCUCUGGCUACCUCGAGUGGCUUGAGCACAAGAAGGUAGAGGAUUUGGAAGAGAUCAGAGAUGUCGGAGAAGUGGAUGAUGAUAAUGAUAUUGAUCAUUUUGCAGGCAGAUAUGUUCAUCGCUAAUUGCCACAAGAAGUUCUUGCUCGAGAAAGUGGAAUCUUAUAGGAGAUUUCAAGAAAUGCUAGAAAGGAGUUCGUGAAUUAUCAGAUGUCAAACAUAGAUUUUGACUUUUUUUUUUCUAAAUUAAUAAUCGUGUUGUAAAAUCGUAGCUAGUUUGAUUUGAUAAUAUUGCCAAAAGGUGGUGAAAGUGUAUCUUCAAAGUUUUGGGGGGGGGUAGUAAUGUGGGUAGUCAGUGAAACAUGAUAAUGUAAUAAGACAAUAACUAUUGCUGUCCAUCUAACUGGGCACAUUUAGUUAAGUUGUGAGUUUUGAUUA
Messenger RNA from Brassica napus (rape), 1145 nucleotides. RefSeq lists its product as uncharacterized. The transcript has a single exon. Bases 363 to 833 code for a protein of 156 amino acids. The record is from RefSeq and is a predicted model, not a curated record. Lineage: Eukaryota; Viridiplantae; Streptophyta; Magnoliopsida; Brassicales; Brassicaceae.